UGGUGUGGGUUACAUAACUGGCCUGUCCAGGAGAACUUUGCAAGCACAGAAAUGUGCUGAAGCAGAAGGGACAGCAGAGCAUUCUGUCUGAUUUGGAAAAGGUGUCAAAAAUCUACUUGUCAGAGACAGCCUAAGAGAAUUGCAUGUGCCUUGCAGAAAUCCUGUAUUUUAAAAUAAGGUGCAGACAAGGCCAGUGCAUGCUCUGAGAGGAGCAUACACUUACACCUUGACUAGAAAUGUCUGUGCAAUUACACAUGCACAGCUCCAACUGGCCCUGCCAGUCUGGCGUGGGGCACAGGAACACCUUGUUAGCUGGGUAUUCAGUUUAACUGCCCAACCAAACUGCUUAUUAGGUCACAGUGGGGGACUGAAACACGGCUUGCUAAAGUUGCUUUCAGAGUUGAAAUUGGGAAAAUACUUUGUGUUAGAUGCUGUGUAUCCAGAUCCAGCUCCACAGAUGUCAAAAAAUGUUGAUGGUCUCAUUCUGCCCUGAAAUAAGAAAAUGAAAAGAUUUCUUGAUAGGAAGGGUGUGGGUAUACUCAUACAUCUUCACAAGUGACAAGACCUCUUGGGGAAGAGGUUAAUUUUGAGUAACAUUCAAGCCAAACUUAGUGGGUUUUUUCAUGAAUGUUACUGAACCACACUCUGCAACUGCAUCUCAUUCUGGCUCCUUCAGCUUGGAAUAUGCAGUUGAUCUACACAGUUGAAGUUUAACAUUUUAAUGAUAGCUCAUCCAGAAGUCAAACAGCAGCUCAGACUGCUGAGAAAAACAGAGGAACAGUACACAGCUGAUGAACUGUGAGUUUAGAAGGACCAGUGACACAGAGGAGCUCACUUACAAGCCUCUCAGACACUCCAGCGCUCCUCAGCGGACAGUGAAGCUGUGUGUCUGCUGUUGUAUCCCUGGGCUGGACACUGCCUGCCCGGGGCAGUCAGCACUGCCGGUGCUGCUGCAGCUGCCUGCUCUCCCCAGUCCCUGGAGGAUGGGCAGGCAGGAUGCAUCACACUGUCUGUGUGGUGCUGCAUGUGUGUGACAGGGCUGGGCUGCACUGCUGCCACACUGCCUGACCUUGGAGUAGGAUUGUUUAGUGCCAGUUAAUUGCUUUUGUUCAACAUGACAAAUGCACACUGAUUUGACUGAUCACUGAGUAUUUUUCACUGGAGCCAUAGGUAGGUGUUUCAGGAGCUUAGGACCAUCCUGUUGCCCUUCCCCUCUUCUCUCCCAGCCAUUUAGGAAGUCAUCCUGUGAGAUGGGAAGAGAAGGGGACCAGCUGUUAGCCUUGCCAGGGCCAUGGCCCUGCAGCUGUGGUGGAGUCCUCCUUGUGCCACCAGUAGGGGCAGGAGCAGGCUGCCCUCAGCAGCGGGGGAGCGUCAGUCAGGUUCACCUUGCUCUUAAUCCAUGUGAAGAUCAGUUGGAAACACCUUCUAGAAACGCAAGAGUUUCCAGUCUCCUAACAAAUUCUGUUGUGUCCAAGAACAGCCCGUCCAAAUGAGCAAGACAUCCCAACAGAACACCACCACAGACGCGAGCGCAGCAAGUGUGAUUCACACCCAAGCACACUCCAGUGGUUUGCAGCAGGUUCCCCAGCUGGUGCCAGUUAGUCCUGGUGGUGGAGGCAAAGCUGUGCCUCCGAGCAAACAGGGGAAGAAAAAUUCCUUUGUGGAUAGGAACAGUGAUGAGUAUCGUCAGCGCCGAGAGCGGAACAACAUGGCAGUGAAAAAGAGCCGCUUAAAAAGCAAGCAGAAAGCACAAGACACGCUGCAAAGGGUCAACCAGCUUAAAGAGGAAAAUGAACGUUUAGAGGCAAAAAUUAAACUCCUGACCAAGGAGCUGAGCGUACUGAAAGACUUGUUCCUUGAGCACGCCCACAAUUUUGCAGAUAAUGUGCAACCUGUUGGCACUGAGACCACCACAACAAAUGCAGAAAACAGUGGGCAGUAGACACCUGUGACCUUAUGAAACAAACUCUUGAGGUGCAGCCUGUCUGCAGUGCCCACGCAGUAACCAAGCAAAAACUGUACCUGCAGUCAUUGUUUCGUGGAGAUUUUCUUCUUUUAGAUUUAACACUGAAGAUUUGUAACAAUUAAACCAGGAACUGGUUAGGAUAUUUGUUUUAAAUAUUUUUCUCCUCAGAGAUUUAUGCAGAUCUGAACUCCUAUCCAACAAGGAUAAUAUUUAGGAGAUAACAUUUUCACAAGAAUAUUCACUUACCAUUUUGGACUUCACAUAAUGGGAGGAAUCCACCAGGAUGGCUCACUACAGUAUCAGAAACUUGUAAUUGGAUAGAGCAUCUUUUAAAUACCUGUUAGUGUGUUUUAGCCCUUUGUUUGCUCCAUUACAUAUUACAAACUACAAAGGCUGUGGAGAAUUUUUGCUUUUUACUAUAAAUCUGUAGAACAAGUCCUGUGAAGCAGCAGGUGGGUCCCUCCUGCCCAGCUAUAGUUAAUGGGGAGGUUGCAGUGAUAGCUGGGAUGCUUCCUCAGAAAAAUAACAAUACACUCCGAUGAUGUGUGCAGGCAGUGGGCAGUGCUUUCCUUUAACUUGCAUUUAUAUCGCUCACAGAGUGACUGGGGCCCUAUGAGAACAGGAGUUUGUUUUCAGAAAGUUUCAAAAUGCUACCAAAACUGUGCCCUGCAGAAUUGCAUUCUUGCUGGGAAGGAGGUGUUGGAGAGAACAGAAGGUGCAGCGUGCCUGAGCAGGGAAAGGGGCAGGGUGUUCAGCUGGGGUGCAUGGCUCACUGCUGGCUGACAUGAAUUCACAGAAAUUUACAGUGAUUUUAAAAAUGAAUGGCCCUGGUAUGAAUAACUGAUUUAGUGGAAUUUCUACAGCCAUCAUACAGCUGCGUGAAGGAGUAUCUUUAGGAUUGUUUUAUUUCCACAGUUUUUCUGUAGCAACUUUUUAUUGCUACUGCUUAGUCUUUGCCAUGAUCCGUAAUGCAGUGCUAUGUGCUAUAUUGAGGAUUUAAACAAAGUAAAGCAGGAACUUUGAUGUAACUUUAAUUUAUUUUCAUUUUUAAAUAUUUCAUUGAUGGUAUGGUUAUUUUACAUUUAACCUGUGUGUCUGUCUUGUAGAUUACUGCACUGUCUUUAUUUUCUUCUUACACUACCUUUGUCCAUAGAUUAUUUUGGAGGAUGCUUGUUUGCUUUGUAUCUGUACUUAGGAAAAACUUGGAUGUUAUCUCUAUGAAGAUACUGUUAGAGAAUGAAAGCUUGAGAAGUUCUUUUUUGAAUUUAAACUUUUAAUACAUGUGGAAAACUUCAAUGGAUUGUUUUGGAUUAUGGUAGACUUUUUACAGAUAUGUUUUUUUCAUUCUAACUGCAUUUUAAGUUGGUAGGGUUGAAAUACCAGAAGCUAAUAAAAAUGUUUUGCUUGUA
Messenger RNA from Prinia subflava (tawny-flanked prinia), 3375 nucleotides. RefSeq names its product CCAAT enhancer binding protein gamma (gene CEBPG). The transcript is spliced from 2 exons. Bases 1490 to 1942 code for a protein of 150 amino acids. The record is from RefSeq and is a predicted model, not a curated record. Gene Ontology annotation, molecular function: RNA polymerase II cis-regulatory region sequence-specific DNA binding; DNA-binding transcription factor activity, RNA polymerase II-specific. Lineage: Eukaryota; Metazoa; Chordata; Aves; Passeriformes; Cisticolidae. Gene Ontology annotation, biological process: DNA-templated transcription; regulation of transcription by RNA polymerase II.